Messenger RNA from Ostrea edulis (European flat oyster), 12768 nucleotides. Its product is annotated as DNA-directed RNA polymerase III subunit RPC2. Gene Ontology annotation, biological process: DNA-templated transcription. The coding region runs from base 117 to 2879 and encodes 920 amino acids. The transcript has 23 exons. Gene Ontology annotation, molecular function: DNA-directed RNA polymerase activity; DNA binding; ribonucleoside binding. NCBI's taxonomy places the organism in Eukaryota, Metazoa, Mollusca, Bivalvia, Ostreida, Ostreidae. Gene Ontology annotation, cellular component: RNA polymerase III complex. The record is from RefSeq and is a predicted model, not a curated record.
GGGAUCGAGAUGCAUAAUACUUAAAGUAUGUACACUUAGUAAAACUUUCGAAAUAGCAAUGUAAAGUAAGAGGAAUUUUGCUCCCUAUUUGGCUCAGCAGGACGAGAAAAGUCAGCAUGGAGGACAUAGAGGAUAUAAUGCGAAUGGACAAAGAAAAGCUGGCGGCGCCCAUCAAGACAAUAGAGGAAAAGUGGAAAUUGUUGCCAGCAUUUCUGAAAGUGAAAGGGCUAGUCAAACAGCAUAUUGAUUCCUUCAACUACUUUAUCAAUGUGGAGAUCAGAAGUAUCAUGAAAGCCAAUGACAAAAUCUUGAGUGAUGCAGACCCAAACUUUUACAUGAAAUAUCUGAAUAUCUAUGUUGGAAUGCCAGAUGUGGAGGAAGGAUUCAACAUCACCAAGCCGAUUUCUCCUCAUGAGUGCCGUUUGCGUGACAUGACAUAUUCUGCUCCUAUCACCGUGGAUAUCGAGUACACUCGUGGAAACCAGAGAAUCGUCAGAAACAACUUACCCAUCGGGAGAAUGCCUAUCAUGCUGAGAAGCUCUAACUGUGUGCUGAAUGGAAAGAGUCCUGCAGAAAUGGCCAAACUGAACGAGUGUCCGAUGGACCCGGGUGGCUACUUCAUCACCAGGGGCACUGAGAAGGUCAUCUUAAUCCAGGAGCAACUGUCUAAAAAUAGAAUGAUUGUGGACACGGAUAGCGGGCGAAAUCGGUCCAUAGAAUGUUCUGUAACAAGCUCAACUCAUGAGAGGAAGAGUAAAACAUAUGUGUCAACUAAAAAGGAGAAAUUCUACCUGAGACACAACACAUUUACAGAGGACAUCCCUGUGGCGAUAGCCUUCAAGGCGAUGGGAAUCGAGUGUGACCAGGAGAUUGUCCAGAUGAUCGGCAGUGAGGAGGAGAUUCUGACUUCUGUCGCCCCCUGUCUGGAGGAGUGCCACCGCGCACAGGUGUUCACACAGCUACAGGCCCUGAAGUACAUUGGACAAAGAGUUAGACAGAGACGAAUCUGGGGAGGAUCAAAGAAAACAAAGUUAGAGGAAGCCAGAGAGGCUCUUCAUGACAUUGUGUUAGCACAUGUUCCGGUGGUGGAGUGGAACUUUAAACUGAAGGCCGCCUACCUAGCGCUGAUGGUCAGACGGGUCAUCCUGGCCAAAGAUCAGCAGAUGAAAGGUGACGACAGAGAUUACUAUGGCAACAAGAGGCUGGAGUUGGCUGGACAGCUUCUUUCACUAUUGUUUGAAGAUCUUUUCAAAAAAUUUAACUCAGAGUUGAAGAGAAUCGCAGACAUGACAAUCCCAAAACCGCGUGCAGCUCAGUUUGACAUCAUCAAACACAUGAGGCAAGACCAGAUCACCAACGGACUAGUCAACGCCAUCUCCUCGGGAAAUUGGUCAAUCAAGAGAUUUAAGGUGGAGCGAGCAGGUGUCACUCAGGUGUUAUCUCGUCUGUCAUACAUCUCAGCCCUCGGGAUGAUGACUCGAAUAUCUAGUCAGUUUGAGAAGACACGGAAGGUGAGCGGUCCGCGUUCCCUGCAGCCGUCACAGUGGGGGAUGCUGUGUCCCUCCGACACUCCAGAGGGGGAGGCUUGUGGACUAGUCAAGAACCUGGCCCUGAUGACCCACAUCACUACAGACCUGGACGAAAGUCCAAUCGUCCGCCUGGCGUUUAACUUGGGAGUGGAGGACAUCCAGCUCCUGAGCGGGGAGGAAAUGACCAGUCCCAUGGUCUACAUGGUCUUCCUUAAUGGUAACAUUUUGGGAGUGAUACGGGAUUACAACAAACUAGUCCACACGUUCCGCCUGAUGCGACGAUCGGGGUACAUCAGCGAGUUUGUCUCUGUCUGUACCAAUCACACUCACCGCUGCGUGUACAUCUCGACAGACGGCGGCCGACUCUGUAGACCUUACAUAAUUGUACAGAAAGGACAACCUUUAGUGAAACAGAGACAUAUAGAAGAAUUAACUCAGGGAUUCAGAAGUUUUGAUGACUUCUUGAAGGAAGGGCUGGUGGAAUACUUAGAUGUGAAUGAGGAGAAUGACUGUAUGAUUUCUCUGUACGAGACUGGAAUCACUAGGGAGACAACUCAUUUGGAGAUUGAACCAUUCACUAUACUGGGAGUCUGUGCGGGAUUGAUUCCCUACCCCCAUCACAAUCAGUCCCCCCGAAACACAUACCAGUGUGCUAUGGGAAAGCAGGCCAUGGGUACCAUUGGAUAUAAUCAGAGGAAUAGGAUAGACACAUUGAUGUAUCUGCUGUGUUAUCCUCAGGCUCCACUGGUCAAGUCUAAGACUAUCGAGCUGAUCCACUUUGACAAGUUGCCAGCUGGACAGAAUGCCACGGUAGCUGUGAUGAGUUUCAGUGGAUACGACAUAGAGGACGCCCUUGUCCUGAACAAAGCUUCCCUAGACAGAGGAUUUGGUCGUUGUCUGGUGUACAGAAAGCAGGCCUGCACUCUAAAGAGAUAUACCAACCAGAGCUUCGAUAAGGUGAUGGGACCAAUGGUGGAUGCCAACAGUCACAAGCCGAUCUGGAAACACGAGGCCUUAGACUCGGACGGAAUUUGUUCCCCAGGAGAGAGAAUUGAAAACAGACAGGUGCUUGUCAACAAAUGGAUGCCUACUGUCACCAUGAACCCUAUACAACAAUCACCUACCACCCAGGGACAACCCCAGGGGCCGGAAUACAGAGAGGUUCCCAUCACGAUCCUAUUCUGCCUGUUAGUGAUGUCAGCUGGAUCAACUGAUUUCAAACAGAUGACCAGUGCUUAUAAAUCAAAGUAUUCCGGCCAGGCUGACCACUACUGCACUAGCUUUAUAGUCAGCCACACAGAUAUCCAGAUUCCUGUUCUCACUGAUGUAUUUAAUGUAACCACCAGAUGAAUAGAGAUGUCGACACUGAUCAACAAAUUGUGUGGUUUGCUGUCUGUUUUAAUCUGAGUCACAGAAAAGUUUGAAUUCUUUGUGAUUCUUAAUCUCUACGGUAACCAGGAAAUCACUAAGGAGAUACUUUAGGCAUUGCAAGAGGUCUCCUUCCCUGUAUAAUUCUUCAGUAGGGUUACCGUAUUGGCAGGUCUCCUCUACACCCCUGUAUAAUUCUUCAGUAGGGUUACCGUAUUGGCAGGUCUCCUCUACACCCCUGUAUAAUUCUUCAGUAGGGUUACCGUAUUGGCAGGUCUCCUCUACACCCCUGUAUAAUUCUUCAGUAGGGUUACCGUAUUGGCAGGUCUCCUCUACACCCCUGUAUAAUUCUUCAGUAGCGUUACCGUAUUGGCAGGUCUCCUCUACACCCCUGUAUAAUUCUUCAGUAGGUUUUCCUUAAUGGGGUCAGUAUAAACAAGAUCUUCGUCCCCUGUCACUGCUAUGUCCGACGGUUUUUUCCCUGAUUUGGUUGUAAAUGAUUUCGGUAGUUUUUCUUGCAGUUUGUGCAGCUUCAUGAUUUUGUUAAAUCCGCGUCAUGUUAUCGUUUGUAGUGAUGAAAGUCACAAGAUGGUGUAAAGUUGUGAGUUCCUUUAUUCAACUUACGGAUUUUUUUCAUUAAUAUGGUGGAAAUGAUGAAGAUGAAAACAACACAUUGUCAGUACUAAGACAAUCACAAAUUAAUACAUUUCGAUAGAACAUUUAUUCAAUACUUCAGCUAUUGGUCACUUUGUAGACCCAUGUCUUGUCCACUCAAUAUAUCUAAAGAAUCACUUGACAUUUACUAAACUUGGUACAGUGGUUGCCCCUAGAGAUUAGAUGACCCGAUGUGAUUCUCAGGUACAUGGCCAAGAAUCAGUCUUCGGGUCUGUAGACCAAAUCUUGUCUGCCCGAUACCUAAAGAAUCCUUUGCUUGACAGUUACCAAACUUGAAAACUGUAGAUGGCCCCUAUUGGUUUUCCUCCCUGGGAAUCAGUUUGGACAAAAUCUCUUCAUUGAUAAUAGCUGUACUUCAUAAUGAAGACAUCUAAAAACAAAAUUGAAAUAAUUAUAAAUCAUUGAAUAAAAUUGAAUGCCUCUUUAUAAACAGAAUAUGUUCUGUUCUUUUGAGUGAUCGUUUCUAACACCUUUUCUCUUACGGUUACUUAUUUCACAUUUCCAGUCAGAUUUGGCGUCUUUAUUCUUCUUUCGAUCACAGAGAAGAAUAUGUUCAUUACAAGCUGGUUGUCUUGAUUUCUUUGGAUGAGUAUGAAUAUGAAAUCUGACCCACCCUCUGUCGUAUCUCAAGUGACAAAGUUAAAAAUAAAACACCUCAAGCAUGUUCAAAGAUUUUAGAAGUUCUAUUUUUCAAGACAAUUGCUAUUGAGGACUUGUUGAUGAGUUGUCUUGUUUUUACCUGUAGUGUCAGUGAGUUUUUCUUUAAAUUAGUUGACUUUCAAUGAAUCGGACUUGUCAAUGAUUUGUCUUUUUUCUACUUGUUGUGUCGGUGAGUUUUUCUUUAAAUCAGUUGACAUUCAAUGAAUCGGACUUGUCAAUGAGUUGCCUUUCCUUGACUUGUCUAGAGCCUGCGUUUUACUUACAGUUGAAAAAUUCCAAUGACAUUUUUUUUGGUGUUUAGUUGAAGAAGAGUUUGACUAUUCAAUACUUAGAAGUUGAAUAUUAUAUGCCUAUUUUGUGGCUAUGAGGACAAUACCAAGUUUAUUUUCCCCCAAGACAGCAACUAUUUCCCGAGGCGCAGCCAAGGGAGAUGGUUGCUUUCGAGGGGGACAAUAAACUUGCUAUUGUCCGAAUAGUCAGUAAAUUGGUGUUUUAUUAUACCAUAGUAGACUUAACUUGUGUCAGACAUACCAAAGCGAAGUUUACCCUCUCCAUUGUCGUUUGGUAAACUAAUUAGAGUUAUUGGACUUUGAAGUAACAGAUUUAAUAAUAUUCUGAAAAAGAAAAUGCAGGAAAAUAUAGCCUCCGGUAAACAGUUUCGAGACUAUAUCCCUAGGGCAGAUAGUUCAGAAACUAUUUCACGGUGAGCAUUAUCCAGAAGGAAUAGCAAAUUUUUUCACCUAACAUUUAUAUAGCAAAAACAUUCUGAGGUAUAAUAAAGUCAACUAUUCAAUACUAAACUGUUGCAUAGUAAACAGUUUACUGUUGACUAAAUAUUAAACUAUUCAAUUGUUGGUUUAAAGUUAGCAAAUAAGAAAAAAACUAAAAAUUGCACUUAAAUUUUGUCACAUUCUAAUUUCUACAGAAAUGACUGCAUCAGUUUUUGUUCAAUUUUUGCAAGGGUGCGAGUACUUAGUACUAGGGUACCAAAAAAUAUAUAUUAUUUACUGAUACAAUGAAAUACUUAAAAGAAAAACAUGAAUUCACAUAAAAUGCAAAUAUAACAAUUUACUGUAUAAUUAUAAACAUUGGCAUGAAACGCUGUGCCACAACAUUGAACGUGAAUUACUAUUUAACUGGGACUGCUGCAAAGGACAGGAGAUGUGCAAUUAUACAUAGAUAAAAUUUCUUUUAUUCCGUUUAUCAAAAACCUUUACAAUUUUACAUGUAUAAUAUAUCUCCAUUCUGACAGUCUAUGUGUAGUCAGUUUCAUUUAAAGACACAGAAAUAGUGCUGUUUAUCAAUGAAUUUUCUAGUACAAUCUUGAAAGACAAUGGUGCAACCAUUAUGUCAUCUUUCUACUAAAUAUGACAUGAAGUCUAGAACAAUCUAAGUCACAGGUGUCAAUGACAAGUAAACAAAACUUUUGAAAACUAUCUAGGUCAAUUUAGUGUAAAUAAUUAAUAAUAAAAUAAUUAAUAAUGAAAUACAUAACAACUGAUACAGAUAACCAGGGUUGGCAAAAAAGUGGUCAAUAUGAGUAUUGACCUGGCCGAUGGUAAAUACUGGUUAAAACCGGCCAAUACUGGUUAAUACUGGUCGAUUGAAGAUUAUUUGGUCAUUAUAGUCUGUUAAUAUUUUAAAUGUUUAAGUGACCAUUAUGGUAAAUACUGUCAUUCAUAACAUGCACUAUCAGUCUAUAAUAUACUUAUAAGUCAUCAUAUUAAAUAAAUAAUGUACAAAUGACUCUGUUGAUUUGGGGAAGAUGUAAAAGUUUCUGUUCAAAUUCCUUAGUUUAACAAGAAAUACCUAUAAGUAUUGUUUCAUCAAUCUUCAUUUUUAACUGUUGAAUAAACAUUUGAAAGGGUGAGUUGGUGAUGUUUUCAUAACAAUAACAGGCACACUGGUCAUCUCUGGUCCCAGCCUAUGCUUAUUAACACCUGUCAACUCUGCUUCCUGUGCUCAGGUAAUGUCCAGCUACCUUUUAUUCUUAAUCUGUCCAGGUACAUGUGUUAAGAGGCCUGUCUCCCAUUGUCAGCUAUGCUAUAGAAUGUGACCCUCUGGUAGGUACUGAAGAUAUUGCAGUUAGUUUCAGCAAACCAAAUAUAUUAAACUUAUGAAAUUACAUUUGAUUAUCUAAAGAAAAAUAUUAAUCAACAAUUGAUCCAUAUAAUGAAAAGACUUAAUUUAUCUUUAUCUUUGCAAGAAAUGUACAAAAAUAGGAAAAUGGACAGUUUAAAUCACAAUUGACCAGUAUUGACCACUUGGGGGUAUUGACCGGGACGGUUAAAACCACUGGUUAAAACUGGGGGUGGUUUUAACCGCCCAACCCUGCAGAUAACACGUUAGAGUUAAACCCAGUGUCUCCGGUAUUUUCACUAAAAUAACACUACACAGUUAAACCCAGUGUCUCCGGUAUCUUCACUGAGGUGACACUGUACAGUUAAACCCAGUGUCUCCGAUAUCUUCACUGAGGUAACACUGUACAGUUAAACCCAGUGUCUCCGGUAUCUUCAUAGUGUGGCCUUCUUCUGUUGUAACAUAUAAUGAUGUUAAUAAACCAAGCAUUUCAUUAAGCCGGUGUCUCCGGUAUCUUCACUGAGGUAACACUGCACAGUUAAACCCAGUGUCUCCGGUAUCUUCACUGAGGUAACACUGUACAGUUAAACCCAGUGUCUCCGGUAUCUUCAUAGUGUGGCCUUCUUCUGUUGUAACAUAUAAUGAUGUUAAUAAACCAAGCAUUUCAUUAAGCCGGUGUCUCCGGUAUCUUCACUGAGGUAACACUGCACAGUUAAACCCAGUGUCUCCGGUAUUUUCACUGAGGUAACACUACACAGUUAAACCCAGUGUCUCCGGUAUCUUCACUGAGGUAACACUGAACAGUUAAACCCAGUGUCUCCGGUAUCUUCAUAGUGUGGCCUUCUUCUGUUGUAACAUAUAAUGAUGUUAAUAAACCAAGCAUUUCAUUAAGCCAGUGUCUCCGGUAUUUUCACUGAGGUAACACUGCACAGUUAAACCCAGUGUCUCCGGUAUCUUCACUGAGGUAACACUGUACAGUUAAACCCAGUGUCUCCGGUAUCUUCACUGAGGUAACACUGCACAGUUAAACCCAGUGUCUCCGGUAUCUUCACUGAGGUGACACUGUACAGUUAAACCCAGUGUCUCCGGUAUCUUCAUAGUGUGGCCUUCUUCUGUUGUAACAUAUAAUGAUGUUAAUAAACCAAGCAUUUCAUUAAGCCGGUGUCUCCGGUAUCUUCACUGAGGUAACACUGCACAGUUAAACCCAGUGUCUCCGGUAUCUUCACUGAGGUAACACUGUACAGUUAAACCCAGUGUCUCCGGUAUCUUCAUAGUGUGGCCUUCUUCUGUUGUAACAUAUAAUGAUGUUAAUAAACCAAGCAUUUCAUUAAGCCGGUGUCUCCGGUAUCUUCACUGAGGUAACACUGCACAGUUAAACCCAGUGUCUCCGGUAUUUUCACUGAGGUAACACUACACAGUUAAACCCAGUGUCUCCGGUAUCUUCACUGAGGUAACACUGCACAGUUAAACCCAGUGUCUCCGGUAUCUUCAUAGUGUGGCCUUCUUCUGUUGUAACAUAUAAUGAUGUUAAUAAACCAAGCAUUUCAUUAAGCCAGUGUCUCCGGUAUUUUCACUGAGGUAACACUGCACAGUUAAACCCAGUGUCUCCGGUAUCUUCACUGAGGUAACACUGUACAGUUAAACCCAGUGUCUCCGGUAUCUUCAUAGUGUGGCCUUCUUCUGUUGUACCAUAUAAUGAUGUUAAUAAACCAAGCAUUUCAUUAAGCCGGUGUCUCCGGUAUCUUCACUGAGGUAACACUGCACAGUUAAACCCAGUGUCUCCGGUAUCUUCACUGAGGUAACACUGUACAGUUAAACCCAGUGUCUCCGGUAUCUUCAUAGUGUGGCCUUCUUCUGUUGUAACAUAUAAUGAUGUUAAUAAACCAAGCAUUUCAUUAAGCCAGUGUCUCCGAUAUCUUCACUGAGGUAACACUGCACAGUUAAACCCAGUGUCUCCGGUAUCUUCAUAGUGUGGCCUUCUUCUGUUGUAACAUAUAAUGAUGUUAAUAAACCAAGCAUUUCAUUAAGCCGGUGUCUCCGAUAUCUUCACUGAGGUAACACUGCACAGUUAAACCCAGUGUCUCCGGUAUCUUCACUGAGGUAACACUGCACAGUUAAACCCAGUGUCUCCGGUAUCUUCACUGAGGUAAUACUGCACAGUUCAACCCAGUGUCUCCGGUAUUUUCACUGAGGUAACACUGCACAGUUAAACCCAGUGUCUCCGGUAUCUUCACUGAGGUAACACUGCACAGUUAAACCCAGUGUCUCCGGUAUCUUCACUGAGGUAACACUGUACAGUUAAAACCCAGUGUCUCCGAUAUCUUCAUAGUGUGGCCUUCUUCUGUUGUAACAUAUAAUGAGGUUAAAGAACCAAGCAUUUGAUUAAGAUAGCCAUGUUCUUCUGAUGUAAGAGAUAAUGGCGACAAAGAACCAAAUAUUUCAUGAAGAUGGUAUGUAUUGAUCUUUUGGGGUAAUCUUUUGAACUCGGAAAUUUCUAGAUUUGUAAAAAAAAAAAAAAAUUGAAAGGGAGGCGUCAUUCAAGUGCAGUAUUUUUCUCUUCGGGUGUAGAUUUUUCUGAGUUCUGUGAUUCUGUGUGUGUGAUUUCAUCUGGGUAGUUGUUUAUCAUCUCCGCAAUGGCAGAUUUCCAUUGGUUGACAAUGGCUGUGAUCUCCUGAUGUGAGAUUUCUUCUUGUUCUUCAGUGGCUGUGGUCAGUUUUCCGUGAUUCAUUUCUUCAUACUAUGGUUCUACUUCUUGUAAGUGUUGAGUUUAUUAUAUGGUAUCUCAUGAAUUGUGCCCUCAAUGUCACGUUUCUCGCAGUGAAGUUCACAGGUUAGAUAGACAGGUAUGUCACGUUUCUCACAGUGAAGUUCACAGGUUAAAUAGACAGGUAUGUCACGUUUCUCACAGUGAAGUUUACAGGUUAGAUAGACAGGUAUGUCACGUUUCUCAUUUUGAAGUUCACAGGUUAGAUAGACAGGUAUGUGACAAUUCUCACAGUGAAGUUCACAGGUUAAAUUGACAGGUAUGUCACGUUUCUCAUAGUGAAGUUCACAGGUUAGAUAGACAGGUAUGUCACAUUUCUCAGUGAAGUUCACAGGUUAAAUAGACAGGUAUGUGACAAUUCUCACAGUGAAGUUCACAGGGUAAAGAGACAGGUAUGUCACAUUUCUCACAGUGAAGUUCACAGAGUAAAGAGACAGGUAUGUCACAUUUCUCAGUGAAGUUCACAGGUUAAAUAGACAGGUAUGUCACGUUUCUCAUAGUGAAGUUUGCUGUAUUCAUGACAUGGUCUGGAUUAGCUGUAAUAAUGUAGCCCUUUCCGAUUUUUUUUUUUUUUUUUUUGGUGGGGGGGGGGGGGGGGGGGGGGGGGGGGCUACAUCUCCUUAGAAUCUCCAUAAUGCAGAUGCAGGAGUGAUUCACUCCCACAACAUUUUUGAUCAUUCUAAACAUUUGCCGACUUUCUUGCAUAAUUGAAAUAUUUUAUGUUUCUUAGUCAAUAAUUAUAUAGAUUUAAAACAUGCAACUUACGAUUUGUGGGGCUCUAUUCUACCAUUUUCAACAAUUUUGAUAUCUUCCCAUUUCUUGAUUCAUAUUUGUGUGCCAUGUUUGAUGUACUGAAGUUUCCACUUCUGAUUGUCAAGUUAUUUGCAUAUGCCAUAUAAGGUAGUAUUUACAUCAAUUGACAAGUAUGGAAGAGAAAGCAAUUCCGUCGGUAUUGAAAAGGUUUAAAUGUAAUAUCAAGUUAAAAAACGAACAGCAGAGUGUAGAUUUUUUCUCCCACCAUAUGAUUUUCUUUUCUUUGUCGUAUGAGAUAUUGCGAUAACAAGCAUGGUGGAGCAGACAAAGAAUUUUACAUGUUGUAAAUGAUAUUUAAUGAAAAACACCUUUAUUAGACAUGCCCAAGCACAAAGUCAGCACUUUUAUUUUUGCUGUAAACAACAUUGGAGACAAAUACACAGAGUUUAUUACAGGUUAUCAAUAAAAAUAUUUUGCACUGUAAUGAAGAUCCUACGGAAUUCUAGCCUUAUCCUGAAAACGUCAAUAAUAAUAAAAAUCGGUGAGGGCUACAUUAUUGCAGCUAGGUCUGGUCAUUUUAGAGUAGACUUUUUUUUGCAAAUAUGGCAUCACAUUAUGUCUUUUAAAGGAGCUCUUUGAUUCUGUUUUUCAUCUUCUCAAUAUCUGACUUUAAUUAGUUGACAAUGUCAGAUUUCUAUUGGUUGACAAUGUCAAUUGGUUGACAAUGUCAGAUUUCCAUUGGUUGACAAUGUCCGAUUUCCAUUGGUUGACAAAGUCCCAUUUCCAUUGGUUGGCAAGAUCAGAUUUCGAUUUCUAUUGGUGUACAAUAUCAUGAUUUCUAUUGGUUGACAAUGUCAGAUUUCCAUUGGUUAACAAUGUCAGAUUUCCACUGGUUAACAAUGGUGUUGGUUAAUAUCUCCAUUGCAGACUUCUUCUUGUUGGGUGAAAGUUCACCAUAAUCUCUUUUCUAUAAUGAGUUUUUAGGCCUGCGAUUACAAUAUCUCCAUACAUCAGAACACAAUAUUUUACGUACUUCUUUGAAAUCUUUCUUCAGGGCAUUUUGCUUUAUCUCUAAGAUCUCCAAUGAAUUCAGGGGGGUGGGGGCUACAUCUCCUUAGAAUCUCCAUAAUGCAGAUGCAGGAGUGAUUCACUCCCACAACAUUUUCGAUCAUUCUAAACAUUUGCCGACUUUCUUGCAUAAUUAAAAUAUUUUAUGUUUCUUAGUCAAUAAUUAUAUAGAUUUACAACCUGCAACUUACGAUUUGUGGGGCUCUAUUCUACCAUUUUCAACAAUUUUGAUAUCUUCCCAUUUCUUGAUUCAUAUUUGUGUGCCAUGUUUGAUGUACUGAAGUUUCCACUUCUGAUUGUCAAGUUAUUUGCAUAUGCCAUAUAAGGUAGUAUUUACAUCAAUUGACAAGUAUGGAAGAGAAAGCAAUUCCGUCGGUAUUGAAAAGGUUUAAAUGUAAUAUCAAGUUAAAAAACGAACAGCAGAGUGUAGAUUUUUUCUCCCACCAUAUGAUUUUCAUUUCUUUGUCGUAUGAGAUAUCGCGAUAACAAGAAUUUUACAUGUCGUAAAUGAUAUUUAAUGAAAAACACCUUUAUUAGACAUGCCCAAGCACAAAGUCAGCACUUUUAUUUUUGCUGUAAACAACAUUGGAGACAAAUACACAGAGUUUAUUACAGGUUAUCAAUAAAACGUAUUUUGCACUGUAAUGAAGAUCCUACGGAAUUCUAGCCUUAUCCUGAAAACGUCAAUAAUAAUAAAAAUCGGUGAGGGCUACAUUAUUGCAGCUAGGUCUGGUCAUUUUGGAGUAGACUUUUUUUGCAAAUAUGGCAUCACAUUAUGUCUUUUAAAAGAGCUCUUUGAUUCUGUUUUUCAUCUUCUCAAUAUCUGACUUUAAUUAGUUGGCAUGUCAGAUUUCCAUUGGUUGACAAUGUCAGAUUUCCAUUGGUUGACAAAGUCCCAUUUCCAUUGGUUGGCAAGAUCAGAUUUCUAUUGGUUGACAAUGUCAGAUUUCUAUUGGUGUACAAUAUCAUGAUUUCUAUUGGUUGACAAUGUCAGAUUUCCACUGGUUAACAAUGGUGUUGGUUAAUAUCUCCAUUGCAGACUUCUUCUUGUUGGGUGAAAGUUCACCGUAAUCUCUUUUCUAUAAUGAGUUUCUAGGCCUGCGAUUACAAUAUCUCCAUACAUCAGAACACAAUAUUUUACGUACUUCUUUGAGGUCUUUCUUCAGGGCACCUUGCUUUAUCUCCAAGAUCUCCAAUGAAUUCAGAAAAAUGUUCCCCAUUUAAGAAUUGACGGGUACGGGCCCGUGAUACGUCACACAGUAAAGUUCACGCUGGUUGUUGGUAUGUUGUGGACACUGGGUAUUUUAGAGUCAUUUGAAUUCAUUUCUGUUCUUGGGAUUAAUCAGAGGGGUGGUAAACAUGACAAGCCUUGCCGAGCUUGACCUCACUAGAUAAAGCUGUACAUUGGAGAGGAAUUUCACGUAGACGACCACGUCUGUGACCAGUGUACAGUGUGUGUGCUGAAUAUGUAAAACAGAAAAACAUGAAGUAUGAAUUCAACAUCAGUGAUCGUAGGAAAAUCUAGUGCAGUGUGUGGCCUGAGGUGAAUUCACAAAAUCCUAUAAUCUCAACAGUGUAUUCAGCGUUAUUAGUGAACGAGAUCGACAAAUCCUGUAAUCUUCGAAAUGUAAUCAGCUUUAUUAUUAAACGGAAUCAAGAUCUCUUGUAAACUUCAAAAUACAUUCAGCAUUAAUAGUGAAUGGGAUCGACAAAUUCUGAAAAGUGUGAUAUGUAUUCAGAAUUAAUAGUGAUUGGAUUUCAGAUUUCCUGUAAACUUUGAAAUGUAUUCAGCGUUAUAAGUGAACGGGAUCGACAAAUCCUUUAAACUUCGAGAUGUACAAUUUAGCAUUAAAAGUGAAUGGAAUCGAAAAA